Vicia faba (fava bean) is the source of this 699-nucleotide messenger RNA. The record is from the annotation of a GenBank genome assembly. Lineage: Eukaryota; Viridiplantae; Streptophyta; Magnoliopsida; Fabales; Fabaceae.
AUGGCCACCGAAGAACCCAUUGUCGCCGUUGAACCUGUGACCGAACCAGCGAUUGCCGAACCUCAGGUGCUGGAGAAUGAAGAACCAAAGGCUGAAGUAGAGAAGCCUAAGAAAGCCAAGGAAUCAAAGCCUAAGAAAGCGAAAGAAUCAAAGCCUAAGAAAGCUUCCAAACCACGAAACCCUGCUUUACAUCCUACUUACGAAGAGAUGAUUAAGGAUGCAAUAGUGUCGCUGAAGGAGAAGAACGGUUCGAGCCAAUAUGCUAUUGCAAAGUUCAUUGAAGAGAAACACAAACAGCUUCCUGCGGCGAAGAAGCCAGUAGUUGCCAAACCGAAGACCAAGCCAGCUGCCAAGGUGAAGGCUGCGAAGGCCAAGACGGCCGUUAAGCCUAAAGCGAAAGCUGUUGUUAAGCCCAAGGUUGCUUCAAAGGCCAAAUCAGUCACUAAAAAGCCCAAAGCGGCUGCCGCCAAGCCCAAAGCUGCUGCUAAACCCAAGGCUGCCGCGAAGCCCAAGGCCAAGCCUGCAAAAGUUGCAAGGACACCGAAGAAGACGACACCAGGAAAGAAAGUCGCUGUUGCGAAGCCCACACCUAAGAAAGCACCGUCUGCAAAGAAAGCUCCCCUGAAGAGUGUGAAGGUUGAAACCGUAAAAUCUACAGCAAAGAAGGCUUCCGGGGUGAAGAGAGGUGGAAGGAAAUGA